Messenger RNA from Symbiodinium pilosum, 443 nucleotides. The record is from the annotation of a GenBank genome assembly. Lineage: Eukaryota; Dinophyceae; Suessiales; Symbiodiniaceae.
GUGAACAUUGCAUCUCUUUGGCAGUCUCCUUCUCCUCCCACGGGGAGGACUUCGGCGGCGGAGAGAUCAAAAUCUUUGGCUGCCCUCCAACAGUUCCUGACUGCGGCAAAAGGGGCAGGGCUCGUACCCACGUGCCGUCGGAGGGCGGUCCGUACGCACGGCGCUGGCCCAACGGAACUGUGCUUCCUCUGACUCCGGGGGAAUGGCUCUGGGAUGGGGAGCCCGAAAGCGCAUACACGGUGAAGGACACGCUGCGCCCAAAGAGUGGCAGAGCUGUCGUGUGGCUCUCCGAAACGGUCCAUCAGGUGGAGCCUGUCCAGUGGGGCACGCGGAAGAGCCUCUUCUAUUGGUUUACUUGCAAGGAGCCUUUGCAGGACCAGGCUUUCGACUGGUCUGGCUACGCGGAGCGCUUCCUUGGAGGGGGCCUUCCCGCUCUUUUUGGG